Onthophagus taurus is the source of this 1112-nucleotide messenger RNA. The record is from RefSeq and is a predicted model, not a curated record. NCBI's taxonomy places the organism in Eukaryota, Metazoa, Arthropoda, Insecta, Coleoptera, Scarabaeidae.
UAGAAAUUGGAAUCGUAGGAAACGUUUUAAAUGUUUUCAUAUAUAGCCUACACAUUUCAUUUGAGAACUCGUUAAUAAUUUAUGGAUUAAUUUUUAUGUCGAUAUUAUGGAUUAUUUUUAUUUGGGAGUUCUUAUUAAUAACGUUGAUUAAAAUUGCGAACUUAAAAAGGAAGGAAAUAAAAAAAUGGUAUUUUUACAAUCGAAUCAUUUCUGAAGGAGAACAACAACGAGCAAUGAUAUCAAGAAUAUUUGACGAUAUUUCCAAUCUCCGCCCAUAUCUUUUACAUCUCUAUAAACCUUUAGGAGUCGAUGUUAUAACGUUUAAAAGAUGUUUCAUUGCAAGAUUAACAACAAUCGAAAACUCAUUUCGUUACAUCCUCUUUUUAAUAACAUGCGUUUUUCUCCUACAUUUAAUAAUAACCUCAAAUCGAAAUGAUUUAAUCCAAAAACAUAAUGAGCAUUUAACGAGUUUAAUUAAUAAUAACAACGGAAGAAAUUUCUUGGAUAUAAACACCUUAAAAGACUUUCAAAGUUACAUUUACGUUUUAAUGAAUACUUUGCAAUCAAAAAUUUGGUAUGGCGAGUUCGAAGUUGUUGAUAAUCAUCUUAUAACAGAUUUUAAUACGAAAUAUCUUGGAUCUCCAACGAUUAGGGUAAUAAUUGUGCGAGGUAGAAAGGCGAGUAAUGUUUCGAAAAAAUUUAACGUCACAAAAAUUUAUCCCGAGUACUCAAUUUAUUUUGAAAAAAUCAAAAAUUUGAAUCAAUCUAAUUCGAGUUACUUUUUCUCAAAUGAUAGUAAACGCAAAAGUUAUUCGGGGGAUUUAAAUACUUACCCUGGAGGAGGAUUUAUGACUUCUUUAAACGUAAAUGAAACGGAUACAAAUUUAAUUAAACAAAAAGGGAAAGAAUGGUGGAUGGAAUCUUUUACACGAGCAAUUUUUAUCGAAUUUUUCACCUAUAACAACAACGUUAAUUUAUUUAGCGAUAUAAAAAUAAUUAUUGAAAGGAGCCCAACUGGUUUAACAAUUCCUUCGAUUCGAAUCAUUUCGAACAGUUUAAAUUACAGAGAAGUUAAACAAAUCCUUUUUAUGAAAAUUUCGAGGUUUGCGUAA